Molecule: messenger RNA, 1278 nt
Organism: Clonostachys rhizophaga
Lineage: Eukaryota; Fungi; Ascomycota; Sordariomycetes; Hypocreales; Bionectriaceae
Source: the annotation of a GenBank genome assembly
AUGGGAUCGGAAGCCUACAAACCUCGGUUCGACACUCUGAACGCGGCCUACUUUGCUCCCGCGGCCGGCACCUCCUGCAAGGCACCGUCCUCACCAAAGCGUCUAGACACAUUCCACAAGUUCCCAUGCCUCCCCGCCGAGCUGCGGCUCCGGAUCUUGGAGAUGGAGCAUCCCCAGAAGCGCCGCCAGCUCAUCACCGUGACUCUCAAAGACGACUACAGGUUCAAGUGCAAAGCCACCAGGGAGUCGCUCGAGUCAAGCCUAUAUCAGAACCUGAACCAUCUCGGCAACUCGGUCAGCGGCAUCAAGUAUCGCAUAAUGCUGCAUCAGCGAGCGUACUUCAGCCCCCUGCUGAGGGUAAACCGGGAGUCGAGGCAGGCCACCCUUCGGCAUUACCGACUCCACAUCCCGUUGCGCGCCGGGACUGGGAAGCGUUCAGGCCCACUGCUCUAUCUGAACCCGGAGUGCGAUAUCCUCUAUCUGCAGGCCUUCAAGGUGUGCGGGUCGACCCUGGUGGGCUUCCUUCAUGAUCUGAGGGCGUAUGAUGAGCGGAAGAUCGGUCUGCGGAACCUGGCUCUCAACAGCCACUUCCAGGAGAAUCUAGGGUUGCUGCGCUCAGUGAAGCCGGACAACCUACAACGGGUCGAGGUUGCCUCGUUUCUCGAGACUCUCAUUAAUCUACGUCAGCUCUGGUUCGUCUAUCUCCUUGAAGAUACAAAUCGUAAAAGGACGCGGAGUUCCUACAUGACGGGUGAUGUUGAGACCGGGAUCAACCAUAGCGUGCCCAUCUUCUCGGAGAGCUCCAUGUUCGAGUUCUUCUCCGCCGAUCCCCGCUCCGUCCAGACGGAUCUAAAAACGAUCAAGUUCUCCGGUGCAGAUCCCCGGCUUCCAAUGCACCGCUGGAUGAAAAUGGAGAGGAGGUUCUGUGGAUUUUCGGACGAUUCCUACAGUUCCUCGACGCUACGGAGAGAAGUAUCGUUCAUCCUUGCCGUGGACGCUACGGAAGAGCAUGAGGUUUGCAUGACAAAAGGUCACGACAUCUGCCAGGCGCGGGUGAUACGGGACACAAAGUCCAUGGACCGAUAUCUAGAGAGGGAGAGGGAGUCCCUCCUGAGAUUAAUUAAGCGUGAAGAGCAAUCACAGGGGAAAGCAUCGGCUGCAGGCUUCUGGGUGCUCCCACAAGAUGUCUUUGAUGUUGAAAUGGUUGGGAGGCCAAACGGCGGGUUUACUUGCGACUUGUCCAGCCACUCGCCUGCAUUAGGACUCUUCCGACUAUAG